Poeciliopsis prolifica (blackstripe livebearer) is the source of this 751-nucleotide messenger RNA. RefSeq names its product complement C1q tumor necrosis factor-related protein 3-like. NCBI's taxonomy places the organism in Eukaryota, Metazoa, Chordata, Actinopteri, Cyprinodontiformes, Poeciliidae. Bases 30 to 584 code for a protein of 184 amino acids. The transcript is spliced from 3 exons. Gene Ontology annotation, molecular function: protein binding. The record is from RefSeq and is a predicted model, not a curated record.
AGGAGCAGCUUUGAAGACGUGAGCUACACAUGAUCAAAAUGAAAGUCGCCGUUUUGCUGCUGGUGGCGUUCUGCGGCCUCACUGUGGCCCAGCAGGUUACAGACAUGACUCUGCCAGUCAUGAAAGAGAAGCUGAUGAAGCUCGAACAGGAAGUCCUCGAGCUGAAGAAAAAAGACUCGACCAAAGUGGCGUUCAGUGCCACAGUUGGAGAAUCAGAUGUCCUUGGACCUUUUGACACCAGCACAAACGUUAUCUACAAAACUGUUCUAACAAAUGUGGGCAAUUUCUACAACAAGGUUACGGGAAUUUUUGCUGCACCCGUUGCAGGUAUUUACUUCUUCAGCUUCUUCUAUCACGACGGAAAGGAACAUAGAACAAUGCUGAGUCUCUACAAGAAUGACGACGUGGUCGCCAUGACCCAUGAUUACCCAUCGCCCCCCGGUGUCGCUGAUAACGGAGGGAACGCCGUGUAUCUGCAGCUGCAGCCGGGGGACCAGAUCUACAUCAAACUGCAAUCUAAUUCAACUGUUUGGGGAUCCAGGUUCCACACCACGUUCAGUGGCAACUUGGUGUAUCAGAUGUAAGCAAAGGAAUGGCAGAAUAUACAGAAGAAUCUCAAUCCUUCGGUUUGAGGAAUGUGGAACUUCCCAACAUUUAUUAAAAAGCUGAAAUGAAAUAUUCUAGAUCGACUGCAGCAACAAGAAAAAAAGAGAUUCACUGAGUGGCAGUAAAAGACUUGAAAUAAGAAUAA